Messenger RNA from Racocetra persica, 180 nucleotides. Lineage: Eukaryota; Fungi; Glomeromycota; Glomeromycetes; Diversisporales; Gigasporaceae. The record is from the annotation of a GenBank genome assembly.
ACCAAGAGAAAGAGGCAAUAGGGAAAAUUAAAUUUUUUACUAUUCCCGAAAUACAAGAAAUUAUUAAUCAAAAACCCGAUAGGGGUGUGGAAUAUGUGCUAGAAAAGUUAACUGGCACUAAAAAAAAAAAAUCUUGGGAAAUUGUGCAAAUAAUUGGCAAAGAUAUUGCUCGCUUCCAUG